This is a messenger RNA of Salvia splendens (bonfire salvia), 1127 nucleotides long. RefSeq names its product cytochrome P450 734A1. Gene Ontology annotation, molecular function: monooxygenase activity; iron ion binding; heme binding. NCBI's taxonomy places the organism in Eukaryota, Viridiplantae, Streptophyta, Magnoliopsida, Lamiales, Lamiaceae. The record is from RefSeq and is a predicted model, not a curated record. The transcript has 5 exons. Bases 1 to 1020 code for a protein of 339 amino acids.
AUGGAUGGUUGGAUUCCUGAAAUGGCAGCUAGCAUAGAAGACAUGCUGAAGAUGUGGGAAGGAAAAAGAGCAGACAAAAGUGAGUUUGAAAUGGAUGUACACGAACAACUUCAACAGCUCUCAGCAGACAUCAUAUCUCGAACAGCAUUCGGCAGCAGUUACGAAGAAGGGAAUCGCAUUUUUCAGCUGCAAGAACAGCAAGUCGGCCUCGCCUUGCAAGCAUUCCGAAGUCUCUACAUCCCCGGAUUCAGGUUUCUGCCGACGAAGAAGAACAUGAUGAGAUGGAGACUAGACCAGGAAACUCGGGAAUCGAUCAGAAAAAUUAUUGGGAAGCAUGGAAAGAGCCAAGGGAACUCAAAAUCAUUGCUCACACUGAUGAUGUCUUCAUAUAAGAAUGAGGAUGGUGUAGAGGAGAAGCUAGAUAUUGAUGAAAUUAUCGAUGAAUGCAAAACUUUCUACUUUGCAGGGAAAGAAACAACAGCCAAGGUGCUUCUCCUUCUUGCAUCUCAUCAAGAAUGGCAGACCAUGGCAAGAGACGAAGUCAUUGCUACGUGCAGGGGCAACGCCCACCCUACUGCAGAAAAUAUAUCCGAUUUCAAAAUAUUGAGCAUGAUACUGAACGAGACCCUUCGGCUCUACCCUCCAGUAGUUGCACUAAAUAGGCAAGCAUCGGAAAAUGUUAAACUGGCAAGCCUCAACAUUCCUUCUGGCACGGAUAUGUACAUCGCCAUGACUGCUGUCCAUCAUGAUACUGAGAUCUGGGGGUACGACGCGAAUGAGUUCAAUCCUUUGAGAUUCUCUGAGGCACGAAAGCAUCCAACAUUGUACUAUCCUUUUGGUUUAGGCCAUAGGAUAUGUGUUGGGCAGAAUCUCGCCAUUGUUGAGGCCAAACUAGUCUUGGCCAUGAUCCUGCAACAUUAUUCUUUCGUGGUAUCGCCCUCGUAUCUACAUGCUCCUAUGCAGAGUAUGACCUUGCAGCCACAGCAUGGAGUCCAACUUAUUUUCAGCAGGAUUGCAUAGUAGUAGCUAGCUAUGCUUGAUGAUAUCCCUAUAUGUUGUUGUGCAUUAUUUGGAAUUCUUAUGAUCACUGCAGUUUGAAUGAUACUGUCGGCGAAACUACCUAUGAA